AUGCGCGUGAAAGAGGAGGGGGGACGGUUCAUGGGGGGUGACACAUGUAAACAGACUGAGACCUCCUCCUCCUCCUCCUCACAGGUAAGAACAUCUCACCAGGUGAGGAGGAGACCUGGAAACACGGUCAUGUCCUCAAGUUUGACUGUGGGGAGGAUUUAACGCACAACAACUAUUAGAGUUUACUCAGACUCUAACAAACACUGAACAAAACUAAAGAUACUCUUUAUAAACUCUGAACACAGACCACACCUACAAAACACAACUGGACAAAUGAAUCAUUUCCUUCUCAAAAACACAGUUUGUUAAAGAUGUUUUCCUCAGGAUCUGAGGAAGUUCCAGUUUUUAGGAGAAAUCUUGAAGGUAAACUCUACCGCCUCCCAACCAGUUUAAUACCACUACUGUAGAUGCCAACAGACUACCAGCAAACACAAUGUUUGCAGGACUUCUACAACGAGGAUAAAGUGACAUAGUCCAGGACCCGAGGGAGGACAGUUUAGCGAUGGCGCUACAACACGCUACAGCAGGUCUGUUUGACAAGAAACACUUCUGUUACAGACACUUGUCUUACUUUGUUAAAGCGGUUUACCUGUCCAGCAGAAAGGUUACAGGGUCACCAAGAUCCCCAAGCGUCCCCCAUCGUUUAUGUUGACCCGGCUUUUUAGCUCUUGUCCGGUCUACCUCCGUUUUAAGCGCCCGUUAUUCCUCCAGAGUCUCCGGUAUUUACUUUGUUUUCUUGCUUGUGUCGGCAGUCGUGGCCAAAGGAGGAUUCAGACAAUUUUCCGAACUUUCUGGUUGGUUUCUACUGUCCGAUAUUGUAGCACGCUAACUUUGUUUGGGCUCCUGAACGACACGGGGGAGCAGCGUCUGCCUCACAACCAAUCAGGUUAGAGGAGGUGGAGAACGGCUUUGUUUACAGUCAGAAAGAGCGGACCGCUCAAAAAUGUUCAACUGUUGACGACACAGACAUAAGAGAACACAGAGAUAUCGAUAUAUUACCAAAUAUCAUCAAUAACUAAUAACUAUUGACUGAUAUUAGAAGAUUUUUUGUAUUAAAACCACAAAAUAAAAAGAUGCUUCUUUAACAGAUUCCUGCCUACAACACCUUUAAUUAUAAACUAACUCUUCAUUUCAAAAUAAAACACAUCUUGUAUAUUAUGUGUAUGUUGUCAGUGUUUUACUGUCUCUGUCAUGUUGUUUGUACUUUUAACAUUAUUGCUUUUAUAUUUAACAUCAACCUGCCGAUGGGACUGGGGAUGGAAAUUAACCAUUUGGCUAUAAUCCCACAUAUUUACAUGUAAAUGUUCAUCAAUAUUUAUUGUCCCCAUUUCUAAAAUAAAUAUAUAGAAAUAGAAAAUAUUAGAGGCAUGUUAAUAAUGUUGACAAAAAAGUCAAUUUGUCACACGAUCACAAAGAGAUCAGGCCUGGAUGUUUUAAAUGUCUUUAAAAAACACUAAAGCAGUGAAGUUAAACUUUAAAUUUAUAUCAAACAAUAAGAAAAAAAACCAUUUCUGCUCAUUUGACAUAAUUAACACAAAACAAAAAAAAACUUCCUCUCAUAUUAAACUAAUUUCUUCCUCUGUCUCCUCUCUCUGUCUGCAGCAGAUGUUACUCCUGUCUCCAUGUCUCUGCCAAACUCUGCUUUCAUGUCCCCUUGUGGCCAAAUCCCGAACUGCAGCCAGUUUUCUUAUUCCUGCCCAUCUGUCAGUUUCACAGGCAAAGUUUCACAGUGGUUUGCUUUCCCCUGUGUGUGUGUGUGUGUGUGUGUGUGUGUGUGUGUGUGUGUGUGUGUGUGUGUGUGUGUGUGUGUGUGUGUGUGAGUGAGAGAGAGAGAGAGAGAGAGAGAGCUGAAUUCUCCAAAUGAAGAGUCUGGAUACAUGUGGGUUCAAUGUGUUUCUAUGAGUCACACACUCUCUCUCUCUCUCUCUUUCUCUCUCUCUCUCUCUCUCUCUCUCUCUCUCUCUCACACACACACACACACACACAGUUUGAAGUAAAUAAACAUCCUCACUGAUGGUUCGUUUGUCAAAUGAAGGUAGCAGAGUCCUUCAGUGCCUACAUGUCCCAGAAUGCACCUCCCUCAGCCAUGACUGACUCUAGUUUACCUGGAGGUAAACUCUCUUUAAUAAACACACCUGAACAUCCUGCUCAUGUUUCCUCCAUCCUAACAUCGUCUGCAGUUUGAACUUUAGGAGGAAAGUGAAUUUAACACUCUAAGAAGAAAAACACUAUUUAUUAUCUCUUAAAAUAUAUUCUGUUACUUUGUUUUUAGAUUUUAACCCUCCAGUGUUUCCUCAUCUUGAGUUUUAAAAUGAUGUUUCCUCAGUGCGCACAGUAAAGCUCUUUUUAAGUUCAUCCAUUUUAAUUCUUAAUUAAGGAGUUAAAUUACCAGAAAAAAGUUGUUUUCUGAUUAAAGUCGUUAUGUUGACUUACUUUUACAAGUGUGAGAUUAAAGUCAUUAUCUGAUAUUUAACCAGAUUUAAUACGAUAUAGAGAAUAAAGUCAGAAAAAGGUCCUGACUUGUACGAUCACAUGACUCUACCUCUACAUUAGUGAUGUUUGUAUGAAGCUGUAUGUUCUUCUCUGUUCGGCUCCAUUAAAGGGAGGUAACUGGUUUCUGUCUGCGUGAGUUCAGUCCCGUAUGUUCAUGUAGACGAUGAGUGACGUUGGCUUCAUGAAAUCCUCAGUUGUGUCUCUCUCUGCUGUGUGUGUUUGUUUGAGUCUGUCAUGAUCGUGUGUGACGCGGACGCCGGCUGCUGCAGCGGUCAGGACGUUUCAGCUGACGGUUGAUAUGAGCUCAUUCCUGCUGCAGAGCUGAUGGAGUGAUCAAAACCUUCACCGUCUGUCAGGGUCUGGCACUCCGACCUUCAGAACCUCAAGAACCCAGCAGCAGCAGCAGCAGCAGGCCUGCAGGUGGCUCCAUCAUUACAAACACGUGUCCCACAUGGAUGAGGACUUUAAAGUCCAACAAAUCAGGUUUUCUCCAGACUAUAAACUCUUUAAUUUACCCUCUGGGCUGUUAGACAGACUUUGUACACUAAAACAGAUUCAACAUAUUUAUGAGUUACUGAAAGAUGACUGUUCCUGUUCCCCUUCAAAAUAAAAUGACGCUCAAAGGAUUUUCAAACUAAAGACACAAACUUUGACAUUUUAGGCUCAGAUCUUGGAUCCUGAACGUUUUCACAUUUUUCAGCAGGAAAAACAAAAAUAAAACAAUGAAGUGAUCGAAUUUAAUAUGGAACAAUAGCGACUAUAAAACUGUUAAAAGGAUUCUUACUGAUAAAAUUUACCAUAAUUUUUAAAACAUAAAAAGCCGUCCCAGCUAAUUUUCAUGUAGAUCCAAAAAAAAAAAAAAAAAUAUAUAUAUAUAUAUAUAUAUAUAUAUAUAUAUAUAUUAUCACAUUAAACACUUUCUGUGUAAAAUACAAAAGGGUUUGAUUGAUUGUUUAUCAUUUGAAAGUCUUGUUUACAUUUUUUUUAUGUUACUAUCUUAUUUUAUUGUUUUGUUAUUGUUUUUUUUUUUUUCGAAAUAUUAAUUUCAGUCGUUGUACUUAAAGCUCCUGUAAGGAUCUUUUGGUUUGUCAGUUUUGGCACCCCUUACAGGAGCUUUAACUCGACUUUAUUUACAUAUCACCUUUAAUUCAAAAACAGAAAGUGCUUCAAAAAAUUAUAAUUAAAAUAAAAAGAAUUUAGAAAAGCCAAUUUGAACAAGUUAAAGUUGAAUAAAACAGAAAUUGACAAUGAUUAUGAUAAUAAAUCUGUUGGAAAAUCCAUAAAAGUUUGACUGACACUGUCGACUCACUUAAAAAAAUUUUUUUAAAAGGUCUUCAGGUUUUUCUGCUGCACAUUUUGUCUCAUACUGGACACCGUAGUUCAUUUUUAUGUGUAGGUCAGCGUUAUAAAAACCUGUUUAAAGUGAAUUUUGAAAUACUUCAAGUUUAUUCAGGUGUUGAGCUACAAUUGUGUUACUCAGCGCCCCCUACAGGCCUUUUAGCAUUUUUGACAGGCCUCUAAAAAUGCUGAUUUGAUUCUGUUUUAUUUGCAGCAGCUUUCUACUUUUGAGCGUUUUGUCUCUGGAGCAUCAGAAUAUUCAAAGCACAGAUUGUUGGCCCUUGUCAGCCACCGUACAGGAGACUUUACUUUUAUUUCCAAUAAACGGUGAUAAUCCAGAUUAAGAGUCGCGUUUGGAUGAAGAUCUCCCUUUGUCUCAUCUUCUUGUUUUUGUUCGUCUCUGCAGAGGUGAGCAGGAAAACAUCCUCCAAGAAUAAGGACCCCAGGGUGACAGUGAAGAUGAAGAUGAAGAUGAAGAGUCCUCCUCCUCCUGCUCCUCCUCCUCCUCCUCGGGGUGAGUGAAGCGUCAGCAGGAUUUCAGAGGACCCGGGUUGAGAGCUGCUGAGUCAGAGCGACAGAAAUCAGGACUCCUCAGACUGAAACCACAGAGCUGAGCGAAGGAGCGGCUCGUCCAGCUGACAAACAAACGUUCUGGAUCAUGGCGCUCUUCUUCUUCUUCUGUCAUGGAAACGUGUCAUUACAGCGAUCAGAUCAGAGCGGAUGA
Molecule: messenger RNA, 4555 nt
Organism: Xyrichtys novacula (pearly razorfish)
Lineage: Eukaryota; Metazoa; Chordata; Actinopteri; Labriformes; Labridae
Source: the annotation of a GenBank genome assembly